CUUGUGUCUCCGCGCAACGCACCGUCGUCUGUCUAAUCCCCCCAACCCCCGUUUCUAGGGCACCAAGCUACCCUGAUCAAACUCCUCCUUAUUGCACCAGAGUUGAACCUGUCCAACCUGCAGCCCUCGUUCUCGAACGCUCCUCCACCACAGGUCCCCAAGUUCCGAACGUCAUACUCAACCUAACCACAACCUUCAUCCACCAGCCGCCAUCAUGACUACCACCGCCAACACCACCAACAACCUGGAUGCUGCCGUUAAUGACGUCGCAAACACUCUGAGCAAUACCUCUAUCAGCAAGCCUGCCGAUGACAAGACGGCCGCCAACGAGGCCGCCUCGGCCAGCGCUGCUGAGGGCCGCCGCCUCUACAUCGGCAACCUGGCCUAUGCGACAACUGAGGGGGAGUUGAAGGACUUCUUCAAGAGCUAUCUUGUUGAGUCUGUCUCGAUCCCAAAGAACCCUCGCACCGACCGCCCUGUCGGUUACGCCUUUGUCGACCUCUCUACCCCUACUGAGGCCGAGCGUGCCAUCGAGGAGCUCUCCGGCAAGGAGAUCCUCGAGCGCAAGGUUUCCGUCCAGCUCGCUCGCAAGCCCGAGCCUGCUGGUGAGAAGACCGAGGGCGCCAACGGAGAGGGUUCCGGCGCUGAGGGAUCUCGUCGCCGAGCUUCGGGACGUGGCCGUGGCAGAGGCCGUGGUCGUGGUGGUCGCGGUGCCCGCGCUGGACGUGAGGGCGCCGGUGAGAAGAAGGAGGGUGAGGCUACCGAGGCCGUUGCUGCUACCGAGGAUGCUGCCGCCGCAGUCGCUGCUCCUACCACCACUGAGGUUCAACCUUUGACCGACAUCACAAACAAGAUCAACACUGACGACAGUACCAAGACCAAGACUCAAGCUCGACCUCAGCGCGAGCGCCGCGAGCGUGGCCCCCCCGCUGAUGGAAUUCCUUCCAAGACCAAGGUCAUGGUUGCCAACCUGCCUUAUGACCUGACCGAGGAGAAGCUCAUUGAGCUCUUCAAGGCUUACGAGCCCUCUUCUGCCAAGAUUGCUCUCCGACCCAUUCCCCGUUUCAUGAUCAAGAAGCUUCAGGCUCGCGGUGAGGCUCGCAAGGGCCGUGGCUUCGGCUUCGUCACUCUGGCCUCUGAGGAGCUUCAGCAGAAGGCUGUUUCUGAGAUGAACGGAAAGGAGAUUGAGGGUCGUGAGAUUGCCGUCAAGGUUGCUAUUGACAGCCCCGACAAGACCGAUGAUGACCAUCAUGAGGGCGCCGUCAACGGCCAGAAGGAGGCUGCCCCUGCUACUGAGGCUGCUCCCACUGCUGGUGCCUCGGCUCCCGCUGCUGCUGCCCCCGCCGCGGCUCCCGCUGCCGCUGAUGCUGCCCCUGCGGCCACUACCACCACUCCCGUCACCACUGCCUAAGUAUGGGCCUGACGCGAGUCUCACGGGUAUGAAGAUUUGUUCAUGCCACGAUGAUCACUCUUACGAUUUGGCACGCGAUUUCAACGAUUUCUCUUACGGUAGAUUCUCGCUACAGAGAUGAAAAGAAACAAAGGGGAUUAUUCAACACCUUGACUGGGACGUAACCAAGAGCUAUUCGGACUCUGAUGAAAUCUCGGGAUGGUGUUUUCUUGUCAACCUUGUUCUCUUUUCUCAAAACACUUAAUAUCUCCAUAAUCGGAACGCAAAAGUUCGCAGGCCCUCAUUCAUGUAUUUGUAUCACACUUUUCUCCAUCACUCUUCUGCUGGGAUGUACACUAGUUUACGCCGGAGGCGGCUCGAGGGAGAGAAAAGCUCGGCGCAUUUAUUAAACAGGGCGUUUUUGAUGAAACAAGAUGAUUGUAAUGUGGUGGGUUAGAAUGCCUGAUGAUGCGUUUGAAGUGAUGUGCCCUGAAAGUGAAUUCGUGUGUUUGUCGAUGAUGUGAUGAAGUGCUUGAUAGACAUGUCGAAGGCAAUGUUGACGUCGUUUGAGAGGAUUGUGGGGAUGGAUCAUCGGGGAGGCGUCAUGGUUCUCACCAGGGCAGCCGAGAGCGUUCCAGCUCUGUUUGUAGAGGAUGGACUGCCAAUAGGUAGCUAUGUGUGAAUGUUCG
Messenger RNA from Fusarium vanettenii 77-13-4, 2079 nucleotides. RefSeq lists its product as uncharacterized. The record is from RefSeq and is a predicted model, not a curated record. NCBI's taxonomy places the organism in Eukaryota, Fungi, Ascomycota, Sordariomycetes, Hypocreales, Nectriaceae. Bases 215 to 1411 code for a protein of 398 amino acids. Gene Ontology annotation, cellular component: nucleus; cytoplasm; ribonucleoprotein complex. Gene Ontology annotation, molecular function: mRNA binding. The transcript is spliced from 5 exons.